Molecule: messenger RNA, 2461 nt
Organism: Gaeumannomyces tritici R3-111a-1
Lineage: Eukaryota; Fungi; Ascomycota; Sordariomycetes; Magnaporthales; Magnaporthaceae
Exons: 6
Coding region: 141-1976 (611 amino acids)
Source: RefSeq, a predicted model, not a curated record
GAUUGACACCUGCUGCCACGCGUAAAUUGCGUCUUCUUUCCGUGCCAAAACUAGGAAGAGAUUUUUUUUCUGUCUCUUCUCUUCACCGGGGAACAUAGAUUUCCCAACCACAAGUGCAGCUUCGACCAUCAGCCGCCAACAUGGCGCAAGCAAGGAUCGUCAUCGGCUUGGACUUCGGCACGACCUUCUCGGGGGUUGCCUACAGUGAUAAGCCCGACGCGCCCGUCGAGCAGAUCAACGUCGUGCAGACCUGGAAAGGCGCUGGCUCUAUCACGAGCAAGGAGAAGGUGCCCUCGAGAAUCGCCUAUCUUCCGCCACCUCCUGGACAGAGCGGAGUUCGGGUGGUUUGGGGUGACGAGAUUAAGCCCCACCAGCACAAAGUGCCCAUCCAUGCCUGCAUGAAACUCCGCCUCGACGACAAGCACAAGUUGUCCCCCGAGCUGAAGGAGCUCAUGACGCUUCUCUCGGCCGAUGUCAGCGAGAUCGACAAAGAUAUCAACCAGACUCACCCUCAUUGGCGGCACCGUGGUCGUCAGCAGGCCCCUCCAGCCUACCCUGGCAAAAACGUGGUGGAAAUCAUCACAGACCUCCUUUCUGAAAUCCGCGUCAAGACCUACGACGAGCUCAAAGAGCGCUAUGGCGACGCUGUGUUUGCCAGCAUGCGAAAGGAGCUUAUGGUAACUGUUCCAGCUGUCUGGAGCGAGCGCGCCAAAGGCCUAACUCUUCAGGCUGUCGUGGGUGCUGGCUGGGCAGCCGACAAAAUCUCGACAGUCACUGAGCCGGAGGCAGCCGCGACUUACACGUUGCGUAGCAUGAUCGAGAGCUCCAGCAAGGUCGAGAUUGACAUUGGCAAUACGUUUGUGCUUUGCGAUGCCGGCGGUGGCACCGUGGAUCUUAUCUCGUACAAAAUCACUCAUAUCGAACCCCGAUUCCACGUCGAAGAGGCGGCAGUUGGCCAUGGAGAGAAGUGCGGCGCCUCCUUCAUCGAUAAAGAAUUCUUGUCCUGGCUCCAAAAGUGGAUUGGAGCCACCCGGUUUAACCAAAUCCCCUUCGACAAGAAACGUCACGGCAGUCGGAUGAUGAAAGACUUUGAAGCGAACAAGCUCGGUUUCGAUGGGACCGAUGAGGGCAUGGCGAUCCGCCUCCCAAGCGAGUGUGGUAUACUUGAUGACUCCCGCCUUCAGAUGGAAGACGGAACGCUCUUCAUGACCGGCAAUCAGAUGAAGCAGGUUUUCAAGCCAUGCGUCGACCGCGUUCUCAAGCUCAUCACAUCCCAGGUCGACGCGGUCCUCGGCGCCGGCCAUCAAAAGCCAAAGAUGGUGUUCCUUGUUGGUGGCUUCGGAAAGAACGACUACCUCUACAAGAUGAUCGAGAAAUUCUGCUUGCGUCGCCGGAUCCAGAUCCGGCGACCCCACAACCCGUGGUCGGCGAUCGCGCGCGGUGCUGUCUGCCGUGGUCUCGAGCUCGAUUCUUCCUCCAUUGUGGCAGUGAGACUGUCCCGCGGAUUCUUCGGAGUGGGCCUCGGCGAACGGUUUGACGCGUCCAAGCACAGCGAACUCUCUGCCUACAUCUGCCCCUACACCAGCGCGAAGAUGGCCUCCGGCCAGAUGUCGUGGCUACUGAAGAAGUCGGAGCGCUUGCCCCAGUCAAACCCAAAGGUGAUCAAGAUUGCGGCAUGUACCAAAUUCUUCACGGCAGGCGAUGCUCGAACAUCGGCGAAACUCGUGACUUGCAGCGAGGAUGUCGCACCGACGGACUCUAGGCACCACGAUGUGUAUCCCGUCUGCACUGUUCACGCAGACAUGACCAACGUCCCUAUAGAGACAUUCGAGAAGGAGAUGAACUUCCUUACGGGUGUCUCAUACUACGAGGCCACAUUUGAGCUUGAAGCUCAGUUCCAGGGAGGCAACAUCACCUGGCGUUGCUUGUACCAGGGUCAGGAGGUUGGAUCGACCACUGUUACCUAUGACUUCUAAGAUGGAAGCCUACAUGUCUCUAUCGUGGCUCAUGACGGGUAACUUUUGCCCCUUGAGCAAGACAUCUGGUUUGUCUAAGAAGUUAAAGAGGGCCCAAAGGUGUUGCGGAGGUGGGCUUAGCUCUGGCGCCCUCGAUGUUGCUUUUCUCUAGCCUUGUUGCGUUUUCUUAUCGUCGAGAACACGGUCGGGGACAGCAGCGCCCAUGCUGCAAAUGGCGCGCAAGCGCCAUGUCGCGACCAAGCUCGAGGGAUUAGGGAAUUGUUCGUUCGUUGGGCGCCCAGCGACCUCCCGCGGGACUGGGCGCUUUUUUUGCGGGUGAAAGGGGAGAGCUGUAUUCGCGACGGGGUUUUACAAUGCCAGCUGGGCAGUUGUGAAGCCAUACUGUAUAGGGCCCUUCGCGGAGCAAGCAGGAGUAGGUAGUUAGGUAAAGCAUUCAAAAUGCAGGAAAAUUGGUGAGCCAUUGGAGAAUAGAAAGUGAUGCGAGG